AGGAGGUAUUAUCGUCGUCAAAGCAGAGUCUAGUUUCCAUUACGUUGGCCUUUACAUCGUACUUAGAGUUUCAAAAGCCUAUCGGGGUACCCCAAGCAGUCGCAGGGAGUGCUCAAACCUAUGCCUUGGUAAUUUAAUUCUUCAAGUCAGCUUCUGCCAGCAAGCGAACUACAACAAGCACCCUCAUCUUCGUACUCUCAAAGCGCUCGCCGAAAUGUCCCGCCAGAGCAAAUUUCAGGAGAAAAGUGCAUGCGCGAUGCUACUGGGGUCUCUCGAAGUCCGGCGCGUUCCCUUCUCGAAGAAAGCCAAUAGUGUCGAAGCUAAGAUAGAUGGCAAGACGAAAGACACAUCUAGAACGAUAGCGAUGAUUGGAAAUACUCGACCGAACGGCGUUAUUCAGAAUGUAGCAUCACCAGAGCUAGUUGCGCAAGAAGACGUAGACCAAAUCAUUGAGGAUGUGACCGACGAUGAAUUGGAUCUUGACGACGACGACCCUGGCGCGCAGCCCCCAGGCAAUAGAAGUGAUCUAUGCGCAACGACAGAUAUUUUUCGGCUGGCAAAGAAACCGCCAACAGGACAUGAUUCAUAAACGAACCACACCAC
Messenger RNA from Mytilinidion resinicola, 603 nucleotides. RefSeq lists its product as uncharacterized. The transcript has a single exon. Bases 215 to 589 code for a protein of 124 amino acids. The record is from RefSeq and is a predicted model, not a curated record. NCBI's taxonomy places the organism in Eukaryota, Fungi, Ascomycota, Dothideomycetes, Mytilinidiales, Mytilinidiaceae.